This is a messenger RNA of Sphaerodactylus townsendi, 3241 nucleotides long. RefSeq names its product kelch-like protein 21. Bases 396 to 2039 code for a protein of 547 amino acids. Gene Ontology annotation, molecular function: protein binding. Lineage: Eukaryota; Metazoa; Chordata; Lepidosauria; Squamata; Sphaerodactylidae. The record is from RefSeq and is a predicted model, not a curated record. The transcript is spliced from 3 exons.
AGGAGAUUGUAAGCCUCUUUGAGUCUCCAUACAGGAGAGUAAGGGAGAAUAUAAAUCCAAACUCCUCCUCCUCUUCUACAGCCAGGAGCAAAAGAUGUUGGGAGUCAGGGCAAGCAUCUCACUCUUUUAACCAGACAAGAAAACAUUUGCUUGAAGUGACCAGGUUUAAACAGCAUUCUUUCCAGUCCCCCACCCCAAAAAUGAUUUCUUACCAAGCUGUGACACUAGGCCUGGAUAAGUAUGGGAAUAAUCACAGCAGCCACAUAGACAAGGAAGGUCUAAUUUUACGGUCAAUGACUCAUUUCUAUUUCCAUCCCAGGCUGGCUCACACAGUCUCCAGGCCUCUGUGAGCCAAGAAACCUGAGGAGGGCUUAAGGGAGAGACGGGCAGUAAACAUGGACGGCGUAGAGGAGACUGAGGAGCCAGCUGACCAAACUGAGCCAGAAAAUGACACUGUCCUGGAAGUUGAGGCUGAGCUCUUUCCUGUCAACAGGUGGGCCCUGGCCCGCCACAGCCGGUACUUUGAGGCCAUGUUCUACGGGGGCACCCGAGAACGCACCGAGAGGCACAUCUUGAUCCGGGGGGUCGAGACAGAGCCGUUCCGAGCCCUUCUCAACUUUGCCCAGACGGGCGUCAUCGGUAUCGACUGCCACAACGUGGCCAGCCUGGUGGAGACAGCCGACUUCCUCCAGUUCGAGAGCGUGAAGAGGCGCUGCGAGAAGUUUCUGGAAAGGGAAUUGCAUGUCUCCAACUGCCUCAGCUUGAUGGCCUACGCCGAGCAAUUCGCUUGCGCCGACCUCCAGACGGCAGCUCUCUACGUCACGCUCAGCCACUGGUCCGACGUGGCUGCUCACGAGGAGUUUGAAGACCUCCCCAAGGCCUCGCUGGCGGCGCUGCUGCAGAGCGACGACCUCUUUGUGGCCCGAGAGGAUAUGGUCUUUGACACAGUGAUGCGAUGGGUGAUGGCGGAGCCAGCGGGCAGGGAACGGGACUUCCUGGAGCUCGCAGGCCUGGUCAGAGUCCCUUUCCUAAGCCUCUCCUUCUUGGACCUCCUGGUGAAGCGCAGCAAGCGGGCUGGGCAGGACUUGUCUGCCAAGUUGGUCAAGAAGCUGGACAGAUGCCCGCCCUCCAGCUGGAAGGAUGUGGCCCAGUUGCCCUGCGCCAGCCGGAGCUAUGAGGCCCUCUACGUCCUGGCUGGGAAACAUGACAAAGAGCAGCAGGAGCUUUUCCAGUUUCAUCCCAAGAGUGGCACGUGGCAGGCCUGUGCUCCACUCCAGCGCAAGAACCUGACCCAAUACGCCCUGGCCGCAGUAGGGAAUUUCCUCUUUGUAACAGGUGGGUACUUCCGAGAGGAAUUUUUUUGGUACAACGUGGACUGGGUGCUGAUCUACAACAGCUGGGACAACAGCUGGCUAGAGGGACCUGCCAUGAAAAAGGCCCGAAACAGCCACUGCGCUGUGGGUGUCGGCUUCCACCUUUACGUCAUGGGCGGGAGCACCGAAGAAGGCAUCACCCCAGAUGUCGAGCGCUUGGCCCCAACCGAGUCCACCUGGGAGAGCAUGAGCCAGCUGAUAUACCCCGUGGAGCGCGCGGGGGCCGUCAGCAUGGGGACCCACAUUUACGUGAUCUGCGGCUUGGAUGAGAAUGGAGACGUGUGCAGCGCCGUGCAGAGGCUGGACGUGGAGACAGACAUUUGGGAUGUCAUCUCUUUCUCUCCGCUUCCUAGGUAUGACCUGUGCGUCACGGCCUUAAACGGAGCUAUCUACACCAUUGGAGGGGGCGCUUUUCGCUUUGAUAUGGACACCGGAGAAUGGACUCUAGUGGAUGAAGAAUGCUUGACCCAGAAAUUCUUUCAAGGAUGCAGUACAGUGAAUGGACGGAUUUACCUCCUAGGACAAAGGCAAGGGAACUCCGCCAUACCAAACAUGGUUCUCUUGGACCCAUAUCUGGACAUUUGUCAGGAAGUGGACAAUAACCUCCCUUGCCCUCUCCUAUUCGCAGGCGAUCCUCCCAUCUGGAAUUUGUACACUUGGGGAUAAAAGCACAACUGCCCACCCGUGCAGGUGCCAAACAGGUAAAGUGAGGAAAAGGGGCAAUGUUUCAUCUCUGUCAGCAACACAGAACAGCAGUGUUGAACACCCUUCUCACACACUAGCCUACAUCUGACACAAAAUACAAGCACAGAAAACACUUACCUUGGCCCAACAUAAUUUCAGCCCUCUCGCCCACUCCAGCAGUCCUUCAGAUCCUUUUGCAAAACUGGCUCCAACUGAGAGUCGACUUGCAAACUGCUGCAGAGUAGCUAUUGAAAUGGUGACAUGGCACUGCUUCCCGGUGGUUUUAUCAGGAAUAUUGUUAAGCUGGUAUUCUGAACAAAGCCUCAGAUUUGUUCACUGCAUAAGGGUCUGGGAGUUGCAGAUAGCCCCCCCUCCCCCCAAAAGAGAAAAAGAUGAAGUAGAUAUAAAGACAGGAACACACGCUGGACUUUUGGGAAGCAAAUGGGAGAAAAAGCAAAUUCUAUUUGUCGUUCGCACAGUGGCUUCUGCAAUUACAGAAGAAUGCAGCACAGUUCAGAAAACACUCUGCAGCCUUUUUCACAGGAAAUUCACAUCAGGCUGUCCUUCAAACAAGCAAAGAACAAAACAGUUCCAUAAUACCAAGCUAGGGCUUAAAUGCAGGCGGAUUCUUUUCCCUCCAAACACACUCAAGCCGGAGGAGGAGGGGGGGGGGAGGAGAAAGACUAUUAUCACCCUGUCUAGAAUGAAUCUGGAGCAACCAUUUCAUCCCUGCUCAACACAACCCCAUCCUGUAAGAGUGGAGUUCCUGUCACUCCCCCAACUUCAUUGGCAAAAUUUUACACAGGUGCCAAACUUUCAGUCUUGUGAUCUCCCCCAAACUCAAGUCAAAGAAAGCAAACAUUCACCAGGACCAUAGGCUAAAAGAUCUCUCCCGGAUCCUGUUAUGCUCCUAGGGUUUUUGAAUGCACCAAACCAAACGUGGAUGGGAACGGAGAGCAGUUGUGCCGGGAGCGGAUGUGAAGCCUCCUACAUUGGCUUGCCGUGACGUUUCCUCUCUAUUUCAACACGGACGUCACCCUGCAGAAGAAAAAUCACUACUUUGGAUGGUGGCAGGUGGAGAUGAAAGUCUGUACCUCUUAACUAGAAGUAGAAGAAGAGUUUGGAUUUAUACCCCACCUUUCUCUCCUGUAACGAAACUCAAGGUGGCUUACAAUCUCCUUUCU